Molecule: messenger RNA, 1387 nt
Organism: Glycine soja
Lineage: Eukaryota; Viridiplantae; Streptophyta; Magnoliopsida; Fabales; Fabaceae
Exons: 4
Coding region: 196-891 (231 amino acids)
Source: RefSeq, a predicted model, not a curated record
ACUAACAUUCUACCAUGCUUUCACCACCCAAAAUUUUUUCAUACAUCCAUUUUACUUUUUGUUUUUCUAUUCCUUAAUUUCCCAAGGGAGAGAGACAGUAAACUGGACCAUCAGAGAGAUAUAUAACAUAAAAAGCUGCAAAGCUUCCAUAACCAUUUCUCUUCCAAAUUUUCCUUCUGAGAAAAAAGCAUAUUAAUGAUAAUGUCCUUUCCCAUUUUCUUCUUCACUCUUCUACCUUUACUAUUCCACUAUUCUCAUUGCACCACCAUUCUAGUUGAUGGGUCUUCAGAGUGGAAGAACCCCACAGUUCACAUUGGAGAUUCCAUCAUUUUCAAUCACAAGCAACACCACAACAUCUACAUUUUCAAGAACCAGAAAGCCUUUGACCUCUGCAAUUUCACACAAGCAACUCUUCUCACCAACCCCAACACUGCUUCCUACAUGUGGCAUCCAUCACGGCCUGGUUUCUUCUACUUUAGCUUCAAUGAUGGGUCUCUCAAAGCAUGUCAAGCUUCUCAGAAGCUAGCAAUUAAGGUCAUCACUUCAGUAGCAGCGGCAGCCACACCACAUGCUUCAGCAAUGCCUCCAGCUCCAUUUUCUGGUGAAGUGUCACCAUCUCCUUUAUAUCCAUGGCAUUACAAUAAUCCUCUGCAUGCAGCUUCACCUGGUCCUUCACCUUCAGCAAGUGUGACAGCUCCAAUGGUGCCAUAUAAAAGUAGCAGCAUGCCCUUUAUUAGCAGUAACCCUGCAGUUCCUCUUCCCACUGAUGAAGUUGACUCUGCUUCUUCUAUACACCCUCUUCCCACCUCUAGUGGUCAUGAACUACAGGUGAUGAUUGGAUCUUUUGGACUUCUGAUAGUUGUGCACACCAUUACUUUACUGCUGCUAUAAGAUGUGCGAGAUAGGGAGUGAAUAGGGUGUGGGACCAGAGAUUCUGAUUAAGUCUAAAGUAGCUUUUAAGACAUUAUUAUACCUUGUAUUAAGAAACUUUAAGACAUGAUUAUACCUUGAUGCUCUUACAUUUUCUUUCAGAUUGUUGCUGCCACUUUUUGUUCUUUGGAUUUGGAGCAUAAUUGAUUACCACAUUUGUUUUAAUACCUCAAUUUCCUCACUCACCAUAUGUCACUUUCUGUGUUCAUGGUACAUUUUGGGGUCCCCAACACCUAUUAAUUCAUCAUGUGUCCAUCCAGCUUAGCCUAGUUGACCAAUGCAUGCUGCAACAAAGCCACAUGGUGGUGGGGGAGCUAUGAGCUAGAGGUUGCAGAGUUUCUACUGCACCACUAGGUCUCUGACAGAAAUUAAUUGUUGCUCCAAUCUAUAUAGUUUACUAAGAGUGUUUUAUAUAUCUAAGACUAUUAUUAGUGAGAAUAUUUAGUAAUUUCUAUUA